Penaeus monodon (black tiger shrimp) is the source of this 865-nucleotide messenger RNA. RefSeq lists its product as uncharacterized. Gene Ontology annotation, cellular component: ribosome. Gene Ontology annotation, biological process: translation. Gene Ontology annotation, molecular function: structural constituent of ribosome. NCBI's taxonomy places the organism in Eukaryota, Metazoa, Arthropoda, Malacostraca, Decapoda, Penaeidae. The record is from RefSeq and is a predicted model, not a curated record. The transcript is spliced from 7 exons. Bases 1 to 840 code for a protein of 279 amino acids.
AUGGCCAUUGCCAGAUAUCACCAGAGUGUAAUUGCUCUCAGAGAUUUAACCCAUUAUUCCCGGAUAUCUAAAUCUCUGAGAGCAAUUACACUCUGGCCAGGUUCAUCUUAUACCAUAGGUCUGGGUGAAAUUGGAAUUAUACCUAAAUUUCCUCAGUGUGAUGGGUUAAUGGACUUUAUUAAGCACUGUCAAAAGACUACAUUACAGGUUAUACCUUUUGAUGUUUUACAGCGAAGUUAUUGCAGUUUAGCUUGUAUGUUCAUAGAAAAAGGAAAGGAAUUACUGCUGUUGAGGUGUAGAAGCUUCAGCCAAGCCAUGUCCCAGGCAAAACCUUGCCUCACAGUUGUAAGAGACAUUAAGUCCUGCCAAGACAAAGAAUUCUCCUUUGAUAAUGAAAAUCAUAUUUCCAUUAAAUGGACAUGGUCAAUAAUUAUUAUUUUUCCCCAGGGUCGAGUACGUACAAAAACGGUCAAGAAGGCUGCACGUGUCAUCAUUGAGAAGUACUACACUCGCCUCGGCAAUGACUUCCACACAAACAAGCGUAUCUGUGAGGAGAUUGCCAUCAUACCGUCAAAACCACUUCGCAACAAGAUUGCUGGGUUCGUGACUCAUUUGAUGAAACGCAUCCAGCGUGGACCAGUUCGUGGCAUCUCCAUUAAGCUGCAGGAAGAGGAGAGAGAACGACGUGACAACUAUGUGCCAGAGGUCUCAGCCCUUGAGGAGGACAUUAUUGAAGUUGAUGCUGAUACCAAGGAGUUGCUGAAGACCAUGGACUUUGACAAACUUGCUGGCCUUCAGGUGACCCAGCCUGUUCCUUCUUCUAUUGGCGGAAGGCGAUAAACUAAGCUAAUAAAGAAAGAGGAAA